Molecule: messenger RNA, 1965 nt
Organism: Neltuma alba
Lineage: Eukaryota; Viridiplantae; Streptophyta; Magnoliopsida; Fabales; Fabaceae
Product: NAC domain-containing protein 75-like
Exons: 7
Coding region: 334-1704 (456 amino acids)
Biological process (GO): regulation of DNA-templated transcription
Cellular component (GO): nucleus
Molecular function (GO): transcription cis-regulatory region binding; DNA-binding transcription factor activity
Source: RefSeq, a predicted model, not a curated record
UCAUCUCCUUUCUUUCUCUCGCUUCUUAAUAAUUAACAUUCACAAUCACUUUCAGUUCAUAAAUCUUCACCUUCUUCUUCUUCUUCUUCCUCCUCCUCCUCCUCCUCCGCUGCUUCUUCCGCUUCUUCUUUGUUUAUUGAUCAGGCGAACAUGUCUACUUUCUGAAUCGAAUCACUAUACACAUCAUCAGCUGAAGCAUAUGUGUUUCUUGAUAUAAACUUACGCACACAUAUAUAUAGGAUUAAAGUGAUUGGGCAAAUCAAACCCAGAAGAGAGUGGUGAUCUGUCUGAGGAAAGAAAGAAGAGAGAAAAGUGGGAUAUGCUUGGCGAAGGAUGAGCAGUUUGAAGAACAACUCUGAUCUGAUAGACGCCAAGCUGGAGGAGCAUCAGUUGUGUGGAUCCAAGCAGUGUCCUGCUUGCGGACACAAGUUUCAAUCCAAACCAGACUGGGUGGGUCUACCAGCAGGAGUUAAAUUCGAUCCCACGGACCAAGAACUCAUUGAACACCUCGAAGCCAAAGUUGAAUCCAAGCACAUGAAAUCUCACCCUCUCAUCGAUGAGUUCAUUCCCACCAUCGAAGGAGAAGAUGGAAUUUGCUAUACCCAUCCCGACAAACUCCCAGGAGUAACGAGGGAUGGGUUGAGCAGGCACUUUUUUCACAGGCCAUCGAAGGCAUAUACGACAGGGACGAGAAAGAGAAGGAAAAUCCAGAACGAGAGUGACUUACAAGGAGGAGAAACCAGAUGGCACAAGACCGGAAAAACCAGACCAGUUCUUGUGAAUGGCAAGCAAAAAGGUUGUAAGAAAAUCCUCGUACUGUACACCAACUUUGGCAAGAACAGAAAGCCUGAGAAGACCAAUUGGGUUAUGCAUCAGUACCAUUUGGGGCAACAUGAAGAAGAGAAAGAAGGCGAACUUGUCGUCUCCAAAAUAUUCUUUCAGACACAGCCCAGACAAUGCAACACCACCAACAACAAUAUUGUUAAUGCAAAUAUUAAUAAUAAUAAUAACUGGUCGGAGAGAAGCGCGACGACCGGCGAAGCGAGCGGAGAGCCGAACAGUAAUAGUAGAAGAGAAAGCACAAGUGGGAGUUGUUCUUCAAAAGAAAUAGUCACUACUCAUCACUCUCAUAGAGAUCAUGACGUCUCUACUGUUGCUGUUCCUCCAUUAACGUCCUUCACUGCUUUGGAUAUUCAUCAUCAACACCUCAAAUCUGACCAUUUCAGCUUCAUCCCAUUCAGAAAAAGCUUCGACGAGGUGGGAAUUGGAGAUGCUUCAAGAGGAAGAGAAGUGGUGCAAGCUUCAGGUUCAUCAGCAGAAGUAGGGAAUUAUCAUCAUCAUCAUCUUCAACAACAACAAGAACAACAUCAGAUUACUGCAAAUUCAGCAUUUCAUAUCAGUAGGCCUUCACAUCCUAUUUCUUCCAUCAUCUCUCCACCUCCUCCUCCACAUCACACCUCCAUCAUCCUUGAUGAUGUCACCAGAUUAAUGCUCCAAAACGAUCAUUUCCAGCAACAACAUCAUAAACCGGAAGGAAGGUCUGCGUCUGGCUUGGAGGAACUCAUUAUGGGAUGCACUUCAACUAAUUCUAAAGAGGAGUCAUCUAUUUCACAUUAUCAACAAGAAGCAGAAUGGUUGAAGUACUCUUCAUGUUCAUACUGGCCUGAUUCUGAUAAUCCAGGUCAUCCUCAUCAUCAUGGUUAGAAAUCAAGAGGGAAAGAAAAUAAUAGAAAAAUAAACAAAUAGAGACAACAUUAUGAUCAUCAUCAAUACUUGAUGAAGCCUAGCUUGCACAAGGGUUUUUUUUUUUCAUUUUAAAAAAUCUAGCUAAAGGCCAAGAAAUUAUACUGUUUUUUUUGUUUUGGUUCUUUAAUUUUCUCAUUGGGUGUCUCUCAACGGAACAAGUUGGGCAGAAAGAGAGAAAGAACAAAUUAAAGUUUAAAGAAUGAAAAUCAAAGAAAAGAA